Molecule: messenger RNA, 231 nt
Organism: Linum tenue
Lineage: Eukaryota; Viridiplantae; Streptophyta; Magnoliopsida; Malpighiales; Linaceae
Source: the annotation of a GenBank genome assembly
AUGGCGAACUGCGUGGCCGUUAGGAGCUCACCGCGGUUUCGGGUCUACGAGGUGGAUUUCGGGUUCGGACGACCCGAGAGCGUUCGGAGCGGGUCGAACAACCGGUUCGACGGGAUGGUGUUUUUGUACCGGGGGAAGGAAGGUGGGAUCGACGUGGAGAUUAUCUUGGAGAGUGGGGCCAUGGAGAAGUUGGAGAAGGAUCAGGAGUUUCUUUCUCCAAGAGGGGAUUAG